Carya illinoinensis is the source of this 2477-nucleotide messenger RNA. RefSeq names its product serine/threonine receptor-like kinase NFP. Gene Ontology annotation, molecular function: protein tyrosine kinase activity; ATP binding. Gene Ontology annotation, biological process: protein phosphorylation. NCBI's taxonomy places the organism in Eukaryota, Viridiplantae, Streptophyta, Magnoliopsida, Fagales, Juglandaceae. The record is from RefSeq and is a predicted model, not a curated record.
UUGUUCCUGCAACUGUUUAUUGGGUCCUACCUGCAAACAGUUCUGAGACAUUCUAUUGGCCUAUAGGAAUGGAACAUGAUACCAUCCAAGCUGUCGCUGUCAUACGUAGGCAUGGUGUCUUAAUUUGUAUAUACAAAGGGUAGAACAGACAACUUCUUGCCGCCCAAAUGGAUUAAACUAACCUGAUUCUUAUUAAAUUCUUAGCAGAAGGAGAACUAUAAUCCUGAAACUGAGAAACUUCAUAAGGUUUUGUCUUGGCUGUUUUAUUUUUCUGAUUGAAUAUAUCUCACGGGAUGAUACAGUAAGUAAUUUAUGCACAAUAAGAUAUAUGUCUCUAGAAAGGAGAAGAAAACUAAGACAGAGUCAUUUAAAGCUUCAUUUUAACAGUACUACUUCGUAAACUUCUUCUGCCCGUGAGUGCAUUUGACAUCACUACUUCAGAGCUUAAGCAGCCAUGCUCAACAUAAUGGAUAUCUCUUUACUCACCUCCCAAGUUCUCUUUCUUCUAACUUUGUUCUUUUCCAUCUCUGAUAUCACAGCUCAAUCAAACUUUUCAUGCUCUGUGGAUUCACCCUCCUCCUGUGAAACUUACGUGGCAUGCUUUGCGCAGCCUCCCAAUUAUCUGAAUCUGGGAAACGUAUCUGAUCUAUUUGAGGCCAGCAGCUCAUUCAUUGCUAAAGCUAGUAACCUGGUGUUUGGAGUCAACGAGACAAAGUUAUUUCCUGGCCAACUCUUACUGGUACCUGUUACCUGUGGCUGCACUGCAAAACGUUAUUUUGCCAAUAUCACAUACCAGAUCAAGAAAGAUGAUAGCUACUACUUAGUCUCAGUCAAUUCAUUCGGAAAUCUCAGCAACUGGACUGAUGUUCAAGGGCUGAACCCGACUCUGAACCCAAACCUCUUGCAGAUAGGUGUGAACGUUAUCUUUCCUUUGUUUUGUAAGUGCCCCUCAGAAACCCAUUUGAAAAAUGGUAUUUCAUACAUCAUUACCUACAUAUGGCAACCCACCGAUGAUGUCUUGCGAGUAAGUGCUAAGUUUAAUGCCUCAUUGGAGAACAUUGCAACUGAAAAUGGCUACCGGAACUUCAGCACUGCAGCGAGUCUUCCGGUAAUGAUCCCCGUUUCACAGUUGCCAGCUCUCUCUCAAAUUUACCCGACUGAGCAGUCUCGUGAAGGAAGGCAUUCCAAACAUCCUUGGAUCAUCAUCCUUAUUGUAAGCUUGGGAGGUGCUAUGUUGAUCUUUCUUUUGACUGCUUUGUUGGUCCAUUCUCAUUGUUCACGUCAGAGGAAGGAGGAAAUGAAACGUCUUGGUUCCUCGCUGGAAACCAGUGUUCUGAUUAAAAUGAAGGAACAAUCAAGAAGUGAAAACUUUGAGCCAAAGAUCACGCAAGGUAAGCUACUUCCUGGAGUUUCUAGCUAUCUCAGUAAGCCAAUCAUGUAUGAGACUAAAGCAAUUAUCGAGGCAACGGCAAACUUUGAUGAACACUGUAGGAUUGGGGGAUCAGUGCACAGGGCGACUAUCAAUGGCCAGGUCUUAGCAGUAAAGAAAACCAAGGAAGAUGUCACGGAGGAACUAAAAAUUCUGCAGAAAGUAAAUCAUGCGAAUCUUGUGAGGUUAAUGGGAAUCUCCUUUGACACUGAUGGGAAUCGCUUCUUGGUCUAUGAAUAUGCUGAAAAUGGAUCGCUUGAUAAGUGGCUGCACUCGAAGUCUUCAAGCUCUUCGGUCAUCCUCACAUGGAGUCAAAGGCUAAACAUUGCACUAGAUGUAGCCAACGGCCUGGAGUACAUGCACGAACACACUCAGCCCACCAUUGUUCACAGAGAUAUCCGAGCAACUAAUAUACUUUUGAACUCCGGGUUUAAGGCAAUGAUUGCAAAACUCUCACUGGCUAUAUCUGCAACGAACUCAGCGAUGCCAAAAGUGGAUGUCUUUGGUUUUGGAGUUGUUCUACUAGAGUUGCUUUCAGGAAAGAGAGCCAUGGAAACAAAGGAAAAUGGGGAGGUUGCUCUGUUGUUGAAGGACAUAAGGUGGAUCUUUGAAGUGGAAGACAAUAGAGUGGAGAGGUUAAGAAGUUGGAUAGAUCCAAACCUGGGGAGCUUCUAUCCGAUCGAUGGUGCCAUCAGCUUGGCAACUUUGGCGAGGGCGUGCACACUGGAUGAAUCCAUGGAAAGGCCAAGCAUGGGAGAAAUCGUUUUCAACCUGUCUGUUCUUACCCAAUCGUCUUCUGAAACUUCAGAAAGAUCACGGACUUCAGGGGUAGAAGGAGACGAAGUAAUUCAUAUUAUAAGUCCAGUCACAGCUCGCUAAUUUAGCUCUAUUUAUAUUUUCCUGUACUAAAUACCCAUUUGGAUUUCCAUUCUAAUAAUUCAAAUAGUUCAAUCAGAAUUUAUGCAUGCAUUUAGCAAUUCUGAUGAUAACAGAAACAAGUUGACAAUCCUGAUUUCAUAGGCAAUGCCAAGUAGGAAACUUUCUAGCA